AGUGGAUCUCAGUGCCCAACUCAGUGUCUCCUCUCUCCUCUCUCCUCUCUACACACGCGACCUUUUACACCAUCUUGCGCAAGAAUUAGCUUUCAGUUGCAUAUAUGGAAGGAAGCACAGGCAACCAAUCUGAGGAGGUCGCUGUGGUUACAGGAGGGAACAGAGGAAUUGGGCUCGAAAUAUGCAAGCAACUGGCUUCCAAUGGAGUCACUGUAGUAUUGACAGCAAGGGAUGAGAAGAGGGGCGCCGAAGCAGUCAGCACACUUGGGCUAUCCAACGUCGUAUUUCAUCAGCUGGAGGUCAGCGACCCGAUGAGCGCUGCACGCUUAGCUGAUUUUAUCAAGGAGAAGUUUGGCAAGCUGGAUAUAUUGGUUAACAAUGCAGGAAUUACUGGAACGAGGUGGAGCGUCGAUGACCCAGAAAUUUUUCGUCAAAAGCUCGCAGGCAUGGACGAUCCCGUGGAGAGGAUCGAAACAAUGAAUAAGCACAUCACAGAAGCUUACGAUGAAGCAGAGAAAUGCUUGAGGACCAACUACCAUGGGAUCAAAGCUGUCACAAAAGCAUUGCUUCCUCUUCUGCAGUCCUCAUCCCAUGGAAGGAUUGUUAACAUAUCAUCCUACUAUGGACUACUCAGGUUUUUCAGUGGAGAUGAACUGAAGGAGGAACUCAACAAUAUCGACAGCUUGUCUGAACAGAGGCUGGACGAGUUGUCAGAAUUGUUCCUCAAGGACUUCAAGGAUGGCCAACUGGAGCCUCGAGGGUGGCCCAAGGAAUUCACUGCAUACAAAGUGUCCAAGGCUCUCAUGAAUGCCUAUUCCCGGAUCCUUGCGAAGGAGCACCCAUCACUAUGCAUCAACUGCGUGCAUCCAGGCUAUGUCCAGACGGACAUGAACUUCCAUGCUGGGGAUCUCCCAGUCGAGCAGGGUGCACGGGGAGCUCUCAUGAUGGCGAUGGCACCCAAGGGAGGCGUCACUGGCGCGUACUUGGAUAAAACCGAGGUGGCGUCAUUCGUGUAAUACGCUCGCACCGUUGUUACAGGGCACGGAAGUCGGAAGAUAUCAAUUUUCACGACGUUUCUUGUGGAGUAUAUUGAUUAUAAUUUGGUUUAUGCCAAGAGGUUCUUCAAGUCAGAAUUUGCAGUGUUCCUAGUAUGUGCAAAAAAAAAGUUACUUCUGUUGUUCAAUGGUUAAACAAUCUUGUUUAACCUCUUUGUUCUGGUUAAUCCUUUUUUUUUAUUAUUUCUUGAA
Molecule: messenger RNA, 1247 nt
Organism: Sorghum bicolor (sorghum)
Lineage: Eukaryota; Viridiplantae; Streptophyta; Magnoliopsida; Poales; Poaceae
Product: salutaridine reductase
Exons: 5
Coding region: 105-1016 (303 amino acids)
Cellular component (GO): membrane
Source: RefSeq, a predicted model, not a curated record